Messenger RNA from Ictalurus punctatus (channel catfish), 3945 nucleotides. It is a transcript of the gene cd34, whose product is annotated as CD34 molecule. Lineage: Eukaryota; Metazoa; Chordata; Actinopteri; Siluriformes; Ictaluridae. Gene Ontology annotation, biological process: cell adhesion. The transcript is spliced from 6 exons. Gene Ontology annotation, cellular component: membrane. Bases 164 to 985 code for a protein of 273 amino acids. The record is from RefSeq and is a predicted model, not a curated record.
GGGGUGAUAUAAAACCUCCCGAGCACAAACCAUGCUUUAACCUGCCAGUGUGUCCUGCGCAGAACAUAUUCAGUCACAGGAAACCCCUAAGCUCUCCAGCAGCACUCUAACAUACGCUGUCUUCUCUCACACACUCACGCACUGCAGCGUGCUCACAAAGAGGAUGGCCAUGAGGAGAAUGAAUGAAAUGUGCAGAAGGAUGGCUCUAACUUUAGUCUUCUAUGUUCUGCUGUUUCACACUUACCAGGGGAAGACUGAGACUACAGUGGCAAAUCAAGCAAAUACAGUCACACAGCUUAUCAGCACGCAGACGUUCCCCAGAGAACCUGAUCCAAGUGAUCCAAGUACCACAAACUCCACAAAUAAACCCACGGAAGGACCAACCACUGAGGUUUUUCAAGGUACUUCUCAAGGUACAACCAAGGAUACACUCCUAAAACUCACAGAACUGCAGACAGACAUACACCCCCUACAUACACAAAUUUCUGAAAUCCUAUCUACUUCUGAGGAAACCACAUCACAACUCAUGGCAACAAACGGUGACGACCAUCCUAAAAGCAGCGAAAACAACAACAACAACACAGAGAAUAACGGUCCAAAUGAAACGAGUGUAAUAAGUGUGAAGCACCAAUCUCCCAACUACGUGAAUCCAACACCUCACACACAGGAGGGAGAUAGGAGGAGUUUGCCAAUAUUCACGUCCCUAUUGGUGAGCGGGAUAAUCCUUGCUGCUGUCCUGGUUGGAGUAUAUAUAUGGAAGAACCACUGUCGCACAAAUGCCAAUAGCAUGAAACUAGCAGAGGAGUCAUACAUGGCUGAUGAAGAUAACCAGGGCAACACUCUAGUGUCUGUGGCUCCUCUGAACCCACUUGAGAGCCAGGAGAAGCCAAGCCAGAAUGGCGAGUCUCUAGAGGCAGUGAAGACCCAAAAUCCUCCUGCUGCCACCAAUGGUCACUCUACCACCAAAGCUGACACUGAGCUGUGAGAGUCCGUCUCACCUACACAUGCUCUGGGUCAAAGUUCACCAACCCAGACCUACAAACAACACUAGGGAACUGACAAAACAAAUGCACAGGCUCCCUUUUUUCUCUCCAUCUUUAUCUCACUCGAAUUAAUACCUGGCUUCUAAGAUGAUAAUGACCAGGGGGUGGGUUUCCCAAAAUGUUUGUAAUGGUAAAUACUUUGUUAUCUUAUUCAUAAGGAUGCUCUUUAAUUAACAAGCAUUUACUGAAAUGCUUUAUUAACGUAGUGCAUAAACUUGUUUGUAAAUGAAUGAGUAAUCUGACCCAUUAUUUUUUCAAGUACUUUGUUAUUCAGAGCUUGCAUGCAGUUCUACCUCAAAAAAGGCAGAGACUGCUCAUUCCUAUAUAUAUAUAUAUAUAUAUAUAUAUAUAUAUAUAUAUAUAUAUAUAUAUAUAUAUAUAUAUAUAUAUAUAUAUAAAGCCUCACAGUUUUAUGGAGUGACUGUGAUUUAUUGCCCUAGUGGUAACUUGCUUAAUUAGCAUCUGUGAUGCAGUGGGUAGAUUGGUCUUCUCAGAGCGCUAGUGUAGUAAGUUCAAUCCACAGCUUUGUUGACUGUCUAUGUGGGGUUACACAUUGUUGAUGUUAGAUAUACAAAAGCAAAUGAAGCAAACUGCAUUUGAAAACUGUGCUCAUGUAAAUCAGUUCACAUGGAACCAACAAGUGUAAAUGUAUGUUAAUGUAACAUACUUCAUUUGUGUGGAAUUAAUAUAUGCAUUUGAAUCGGGUCAAUUCAAUUCACUUUUUUAAAUGUAGCUUUUGUACCACCUUUGUCACUGUUGUUUUGUACAAUGAAAAAAGUUCACUGAAAUUUACUUGUUUCAGAUGUGUACACUGGUUCCAUGUGAAUUAAUUGAUUUAACACAGUUUUUUGUUGUUGUUGUUUUUGUUCUUUAACAGUCACAAUGAUUUGUUAAUGAAGGCUAUAUUCAAAGCCUUGAGGGGGGGGAAUGCUUUUUUAACUCCACACAGUUACCAGAGCUUAGGAUAGAUCCCAGGGCUCUGGAUCUGAAAGACUGAGUGACAUUACCAUUACUAGACUACCAUACCACACUGUUUAAUUACAUUUGUUUAAUACUAGUGGGAGUUGAUAAAGUUUCACGCUCAUUCCAUAUAAGUCAAGUUUAAAGAUUAGAUUAAACCUAGCAUAAGCAGCAACUGUGUGACAAGUAACUGAACCUCACUAAGUCAAGAAAGGUAAAGAAAAAAAAUGGUUCAGAAACUUAAUACAUAAUAAUAAUAAAAAGUUUCAGUGCCACCAAACGGAGAGGGCAGACACCCAGAAUGCACUGCCAUGAAUAAUUAAGUGAUUAAAGCCAAUCAGGCACUUCCAGCACCACAAUACGCAAACUGUACAUUAUAUAUUAUACAUUUUCUCUUAACUCUGACAUAUUGCAUUUUUCAGUGCUGCUCUUCCAAACAAACAUCAUUUUUAAUGUAAAUCGUUGAUUAUGCUUAUGUAUAUCGUCCUCUAUUUAUAAACAUCUGCAGCUGUUUAUAAUUAAGUUGCUGAUUCAUCUUAUGAAUUUACCUCCAGACUGUGAAUUGAAUGUUUGGACUUUGAGUGGGCGGAGCCAACAAAGAAUCAUUUACAACUCAAUCUUUAAAUAUCUGAUAAUGAAGGUGCCCAGGAAACACUCGCAAAAUAGGCUCAUACUUACAGUAAUGUAUGUCCUUCUUAAAGUUGUUCAUUAUUCACUAAGAUUCAUCGUUAUUGGGAAACCCACCCAAGUUUCUUAUCUUGUUACCUGGUUAUAUCGCUUACCUUCCCCACACACAAUCAAACCUUUUAAACAUAGCUACAGUAGUUAAGUUCUACAGUACAUAAAAUAAUAAAGUUAGGUUGUUUGAGUUAUGCUAAAAACAGCAGUUUAAAUGUUUUAUCAUUUUGUUAUUAUAUAAUAUUAUACAAUAUUAGUCUAUUAUAAUGUGAAGAGUGCAAGUGCUGUGGCUCUCUGAGCUGAUGUUGAAUACUGGCCUUAGGUGGGUAUCCUUCAAUGCGAUUGAUUGCUAUCUUCCAUAAGUGUAUGCAGACUUGGACAGAGUUAGUCCCUGUUCAUGUUCCAGUGGUCCACAGUUUCCUAACCCUCCACACGGAUGUCUGUCCAAGAGCACACGUCUUCUUUGGCCAUUCAAUGAAGAAAUGUUCAAAAUGAAACAAACUCUGUUUGCUUGUUUUUUGUUUUUUGUUUUUUUUUAUGCACAUGUGUGAAUUUCAUUUCUAAUGAUGUCAUGUGUGAAUUAUAAAUAUGAGUGAUGGCAUAUUUCGUUGUGUUGAUAUAAGCAUGAGUGCCCAUGUUAACAGUACUGCCCAACCUUUGUUUAUAAAUCAAUGUGACAAUGUGAUGACUUGCAGAGUUGAGGUGAUUGUACAGCACUUGUAUGGUGCUGGACUUCAUUGGAUAACAAUUACCAUGAACUCCUUUUCAUCACUGCAAACCACAGCUCAAACCGGACUUCAAAACCCUGUAAAACAACCAGGGUUUAUACUGUAGGCCUUGUCAAUGGACCAAUACACACUUUGGAAUUGUAUGUUUGUCCUAAACCAGUAUUAUGCUCUUUUGUAAUAUCUCUGGAAUUCCAUAGUUGUUUAGAUAUAGUGGUCUAUCCUGAAACCUGUCCUUCUUCUGCUAUUUGAAUGCAAUUUGUGAUUGUUAAUUGCUAAUUAGCCAAAGGAAAACAAUGAACAGAGCAGUCAAGCAGUUGGCUUAAUGUGUACAUAGACUCCCAUAGCAAUAGGCAUAAUGCUAUCAAUUGUUUUAGCACGCAAACCAUGACUAUUAAUGUUCUGUUCUUUAAUUUAAUUCCUCCUAUUUUUAACAUUCCACCGUUCUGGGUCUUGUGCGCUGCGUAGUACAAUUCUUAUAAACUGAAGAACUUGUUGUGAUGUAAGUUUGGAAUAUGAAUAAAGUUUUGGAAACUAAA